Molecule: messenger RNA, 932 nt
Organism: Theobroma umbraticum
Lineage: Eukaryota; Viridiplantae; Streptophyta; Magnoliopsida; Malvales; Malvaceae
Source: RefSeq, a predicted model, not a curated record
UUUGUAAACUGACAUACCAAAGAAAUCAGUUCUAUAAUGUCAUGGAAUUCUCCUAUACCUUUACUGCAGAGAAAUCUGUUCUUCCAUAGCAUAUUUUCAUUUUUUUGGUUCAUACCAAUCAAUUUUAAGUAACUGCUGGUUACACCAAAAGGUUUAAGAUCUUUUAUUGUAAUAUGUAGUGGAUGUAAUUCGUGAAGCAAAACUGACGAGUCUCAUCGGCUUUCUCCCGAUAAUACAUUCACUCUUUCCUCAAGACUCCUGAGUUUUCCUUCAUAAAUGGUUCCAUCCCAUCCCUAUAUAAACCGCAAGAAUUCACAUUCUUGUUUCCAUGUCUCUCAAUCUAUCCCAUCAUCUCGGAAAUGGCUUCCACCUUCAGGGUCUUCUUUCUGGCAUUCCUGUUAACUCUGAGCUUGCUGUUCGUGGCCAAGGCAAGGCCGUCUGACCCGAGGCCAACAAGCAGCCUCGUGGCACGGUUGAAGUUGGAUAACGGAUCAGCCAACUGCUGGGAGUCACUGGUUCAGCUUCAAUCAUGCACCGGAGAGCUUAUUAUGUUCUUCCUUGAUGGUGAGACCAACCUCGGGCGCAGCUGCUGCCAGGCAAUUCGUACCAUAAGCCAUCGGUGCUGGCCAACCAUGAUCGAUGCGCUAGGCUUUACCACCGAAGAGACCCACGUCCUUGAAGGCUACUGCGACCAUGAAGAGUCACCGCCAUCCGUCGUUGGUCCCAAUGGAGCUGUUUCUUCUAAACUAAUCAGUCCCUAAGUGGAUAAAUUUUCUGUCUUGAUAAUAAUCUGAUCAUAUAAUAAUUAAAGCAAAAUGCUUAGUAAAGCAUGCUUUGAGUAUGAAGAAUGUAUGGACAUUUGAUUAAAUGUUUGCAUUUUCAUUUAAAAUCCAAUUAAGAAGGCUUGCAAAAGAAGCCCAUAAAAAAGUAAU